AUGGAACACAACUCCUUUAUGGUGUACCACUGGGUAGAGAUGCGGACCAAGAUGCGCCUCAUGGGCUUCAAGGCUGAAGCUGUCAAGCCGCUGAACGAGGAGGUGGCCACCCAGCUGGGCGCCGAGUUGCUGGGCGAGGUCACCAUCUUUGCGGCGGCCGGCGGCUGUCUGAUGCUGGAGUACUGGCGCCAAAAGAUGCAGCAGCGUAGCAAGGAGAGGGAGAAGCGCGUCGCCUGGGACUCGAUGCGGGAUGAGGUGGAACACCUGGAGCUGGCGCUGGAGGCGCUGCAGACACAAAUGCAGGCGGUGGCGCCGCUGAGCGCCCUGAUAGAGCUGCGGGCAGAGAUACGGGAAGUGCGCGCCCAGCUCUGCAACCCGGACGGGGACGCCUCGGACGGGGACGCGCCGUCUGCGCCCCAGGUGGAGCCGAGGCCCGAGGAAUAGGAGGCUGCAGGGCCCUAGUCUCGGACGUGACCGUUGUCCUGGUUGCGAUUUCUCCGACAUGGCCUUCUUUCCUCACUGUUCCUUUCUGAACCGGCCUAAUACCACCUGGUACUUCUAGGGGCAGAAGGUAUUCUAGACUAGGGCUGAUCCAAUCAGGCUUUUGGUCACUUCCUGCCACUGGGUGGGCCACCGAGACACUUGGACCUAGCCAACUCUCAUUCUGUCACUCACACCUCCACUUACCUGAGGAGUGGCCCUUUCCUGAGGGCCCUCACCCAUCACACCAGAAUACCCUUUUGCCCCCUUUUCAUGUAGAAAUGUCCAAUGGACUUCCAUCUACCUCACCUUUUUGGGGGGAGGGGCCGGGGAAUAUAAGGUUGGAUCUCGGAAUGCGUUUGCUCCAAUGAGUCAUCUCGUGGCACCUAUCUUUAGUUUCCCAUUGCUGCCUCUACUGGGAUCCUCUCAAAUGGAUCAUUCCAACAGAACCACACCCUUCGUCUGUGGAACAACCCACUGGAAAGGCUAUGCAGAGUCCCCACUGCAAUUCCACCAAAUCCCCCCCCACACACACACCCCACCCCCCACCUUCUGUGAUCUGUUCCAGGAGGGCAUGGCUCUUUGGGGUGGAAAAAUUGAAUUCUGUUUUGGUCAAAGCCCCUUUUUACCUGUCCUGAAGUUCUGGACCUACUGCUGUCCUUACCCACCAUCCUCCCCUGCUGGCCUCUCAUAGGGACCCACCUGUUCCCCCCACUACAUGGGUAACUCAUAUUCCCCCAUCUUCCAUCCAAACCUGCUCUUCAGAGUACUCAGGGAUUCUCCUGUCCUUCUUGCCUUUGGACUGCCCGCCUCCCCCAAACUCCUUCAUGCAAAGGCUUCCUCCAUGGGACCACCGGCCCCUCAGCCUUUAAGUUCCCCACCCCCAUCCAAAGAGACUAUUCCACCAGGCAGUGUUACCUACCCAACCUACACCCUGCCAACCCACUGAACCACUGAAGGGGGUGUGUGUGAGCAGUUAAUUCUGAAUUCCAUUUUUUUAGACUGUAAAUGUUUUAUAAUUAAAGGAGCUCUGGGGUCAAGGAGUCAUCUUAAGAA
Messenger RNA from Hipposideros armiger (great roundleaf bat), 1536 nucleotides. Its product is annotated as optic atrophy 3 protein-like. Gene Ontology annotation, biological process: regulation of lipid metabolic process. NCBI's taxonomy places the organism in Eukaryota, Metazoa, Chordata, Mammalia, Chiroptera, Hipposideridae. The transcript has 2 exons. The record is from RefSeq and is a predicted model, not a curated record. Bases 1 to 444 code for a protein of 147 amino acids. Gene Ontology annotation, cellular component: mitochondrion.